This is a messenger RNA of Erigeron canadensis, 3580 nucleotides long. RefSeq names its product probable LRR receptor-like serine/threonine-protein kinase IRK. Gene Ontology annotation, molecular function: protein binding; ATP binding; protein kinase activity. NCBI's taxonomy places the organism in Eukaryota, Viridiplantae, Streptophyta, Magnoliopsida, Asterales, Asteraceae. The coding region runs from base 324 to 3263 and encodes 979 amino acids. The record is from RefSeq and is a predicted model, not a curated record. The transcript is spliced from 2 exons. Gene Ontology annotation, biological process: protein phosphorylation.
AGAAAAAGCAGUUUCUGUCUCCUCAGUCUCUCCGGCAUUCAUCAUCACCAAUAAUCUCCACCACCACCACCACUCCAUUAUAACACACACAAAAAUACUCUGUCUUUUCCCUCUCUCACUAAAUAUACCAACUGAACUUUAAAAACCUCAUUUCAAAUUCUAACACAAACCCAUUUUCUAUCUCCAAAAACCCACCAAAACCCAGUUUUCCAUUUUUCCAAAUUCAUCUUCAAAAUGUUUCCAAUCUUCGUUGAGGAAUUUCAUCAAACACCUUACUUACAUAUCUAAAUCUCACCAUUAAAACGUUCACAAAACAUACAAAAAUGUGGACUAACACGACGUCGUUUCACGUGUUCGUCGUCCUACUUUCACUUUUACUAAAAACAUCUUUCUUUACAGUAAAUUCAGCAAACAUAGCCUUAAACGACGACGUUUUAGGCUUAAUGGUAUUUAAAGCAGAUAUACAAGACCCAUUUUCCAAACUUUCAUCAUGGAAAGAAGAAGAUGACAGUCCUUGCAAAUGGGUCGGAGUUACUUGUGAUAAGUACUCGGGUCGGGUCACGGAGCUCCGUUUACCCGGUUUAUCACUUUCGGGUCAUAUAAGCAAAGGCUUAUUAAGGUUGCAAUAUUUGACAACACUUUCUCUUUCUAAAAACAAUUUUACUGGAUUUAUUGAUAAUCCAAUAAUAAUUCAAUUAUUUAAAAAUAAUUUACAAAUAAUUGAUUUAAGUGAAAACGGGUUUACCGGAUCCAUACCCGAAGACUUGUUUACACAAUGUGGGUCAAUUAGAUCCAUUUCAUUAAGUCACAAUAAGUUAACUGGUCAUGUCCCUGAUUCAAUUUCAUCAUGUUUGACUUUGACUAAUGUUGACUUUAAGUCAAACCAGUUAUCAGGUGAGUUGCCUAAAAGUAUUUGGUCUUUGACUUGUUUAAGGUCAAUUGAUUUAUCUGAUAAUUUCUUUGUUGGUGAAAUCCCUAGUGAAAAAAUAGAAACUUUAUUUGAUUUAAGAGUUUUUAAUUUAAGUUUAAAUAAUUUUAGUGGUGAAUUGCCUUAUAAGAUUGGUGAGUGUUUGUUGUUGAAAGUUGUUGAUGUUAGGGACAAUUAUUUAGUUGGAAAGAUACCUUUAAGUUUACAAAAACUUAGUUUAUGUAAUGUAGUUAGUUUAAGAGGUAAUUAUUUUGAUGGAGAGAUACCCGAAUGGAUCGGGAAUAUGAAGAGUUUGGAAACGUUGGAUGUGUCCGUAAAUAAUUUUACGGGGUUGGUUCCUAGCUCGUUGGGUGAGAUUGGGUCGUUGCAAAGUUUGAACCUUUCGUUGAAUCGGUUUAGUGGGAAUUUGCCUGCAACUUUAGGGAGUUGUGGUAAUCUUUCGGUUUUAGAUGUUAGUAGGAAUUUGUUUAGUGGGAGGUUACCUGUGUGGUUGUUUGGGUUGAGGUUGAAACAUGUUUUGCUUUCGGGCAAUCAGUUCAAUGGGGAUGUUGAGUUUGGUGGGAAUGAUGUUGUGGCGUUUGAGAGUCUUGAAACGUUGGAUUUGUCGUUGAAUUCGUUUUCUGGGAGCAUACCUUUGUCUAUAGGAAAUUUUAGUAGGUUGGUGGUCUUGAAUAUGUCUCGGAAUAGCUUGGUUGGUUCUGUUCCUGCCAGUCUGGGUGCUUUAAAAGGUGUAAAUGUUGUUGAUUUAAGCCAUAAUUGGCUUAAUGGAAGUAUUCCAAAUGAGAUUGGUGGAGCGGGUUUGUUGGAAGAAUUAAGGCUUGAAAGUAAUUUCUUUACUGGCUCGAUUCCAGACCAGAUCCAAAGCUGCUUGAUUCUAAACACUUUGAGCUUAUCUCAGAACAACAUUACUGGUAUGAUUCCAGCAGGUAUCGCGAACUUAACCGAUCUUGAAUAUGUUGAUUUAUCAUUCAAUCACCUCUCUGGGAGCCUACCGAAAGAACUAACAAACCUAUCGAAUCUCGUUACAUUUAAUGUCUCCCAUAACGACCUUGAAGGCGAACUUCCUCUUGGAGGUUUCUUCAACACCAUACCACUUUCAUCAGUAUAUGCUAACCCAUCUUUAUGCGGGUCAAUAGUAAACCAAUCAUGUCCUGGAGCACACCCGAAGCCAAUAGUCUUGAACCCAAACCCAUCUCAUUCAGACCAUGGGGCGUCAUCUUUGAACAUGAGUCACAAAAGAAUCAUACUUAGCAUCUCAGCUAUCAUAGCCAUCGGUGCAGCUGUGUUCAUAGCUUUGGGGGUGAUUGUCGUCACAAUUCUUAACCUCCAUGUUAGGAACUCGAUGUCCCGGUCUGCUGCAGUAGCCCUCACGUUUUCUGGUGGAGAUGAUUUUAGUCAUACCCGCUCACCAAGCUCCGACUAUGGAAAACUAGUGAUGUUUACGGGUGAUGCAGAGUUUGCUUCUGGGACCCAUGCUUUACUUAACAAAGAGUGUGAGCUUGGGCGUGGCGGGUUUGGAGUCGUUUACUGGACUGCACUCAGAAAUGGGCGGUCUGUUGCCAUCAAGAAGCUACACGUACCGAGUUUGAUCAAAUCUCAAGAAGAUUUCGACCGUGAGGUGAAGAAACUUGGGAUGAUCAGACAUUCAAAUCUUGUGCUACUUGAAGGGUAUUACUGGACCCCCUCAUUGCAAUUAUUGAUCAAUGAAUAUGUUUCAAGUGGAAGCUUGUAUAAGCAUCUUCACGAGGGAACAUCCGAAAGUACUCUUUCAUGGAGAGAAAGGUUUGAGAUCAUACUCGGUACAGCAAGGGGGUUGUCUCAUUUGCACCAGAUGAAAGUGAUUCACUACAACAUAAAGUCGACAAAUGUUUUGAUUGAUUGUUCGGGUGAAGCUAAAGUUGGAGACUUUGGUUUAGCUGCCCUAUUGCCUUCCUUAGACCGCCAUGUAUUAAGCAGCAAGAUUCAGAGUGCUCUCGGGUACAUGGCUCCUGAGUUCGCGUGUCAAACUGUCAAAAUAACUGAAAAAUGUGACAUUUAUGGAUUUGGGAUCUUGGUACUCGAGAUCAUUACGGGGAAGAAACCUGUAGAGUAUAUGGAGGAUGAUGUGGUCAUAUUGUGUGAUAUGGUUAGAGGAGCAUUGGACAACGCUCGUGCAGACGAAUGCAUUGAUAGAAAGUUGAAUGGUGAUUUUCCAGUCGAGGAAGCUAUUUCACUUAUCAAACUUGGUUUGGUGUGUGCAUCUCAAGUGCCAUCAAAUCGGCCCGACAUGGAAGAAGUGAUCAAGAUUCUUGAGUUGAUUCAAUGCCCUUCUGAAGGCCAAGAAGAGAUAGAAUGAAAAAAAAAAAAUCGUAAAAUGCUGUUGGCAAAGAUGACCGGGGCUUGUGUUUGACAAUAUGCACAACGAGCACAAUUACUCGAGGCACCGUCGGAUCGAGAAUGCAAAAAAUGGGAUCUUUGGUGGGAGCAUUUUGCUGUUAGAUUUUGUUUGAUAUAGCGUUAGGAUCUAUACAUGUGUUUGUUUAAAUUGUCUUUGGUUCUUUGAUUUUUUAUGAAAAUUAUGUUACUGAUGAUCUUUGUUGAGCAGAGUUUUUACCCUUUUGUGGAUAUUUGUUUUAGUUUACAAGAAAUUACAAAUUUACAGAGCAAAUUCGU